Molecule: messenger RNA, 1323 nt
Organism: Asparagus officinalis (garden asparagus)
Lineage: Eukaryota; Viridiplantae; Streptophyta; Magnoliopsida; Asparagales; Asparagaceae
Product: acyl-CoA-binding domain-containing protein 2-like
Exons: 4
Coding region: 110-1012 (300 amino acids)
Biological process (GO): fatty acid metabolic process
Molecular function (GO): fatty-acyl-CoA binding
Source: RefSeq, a predicted model, not a curated record
GAGGCCGGCCCGCGAACGUCGAGCGAUCGAGCACGCCGCCGAAAGAGGAGGUGACGCUCCUAUCCGCUCUCACGAGAUUCCAUCGGAAAGUAGCAGGUCCGAUCAUGAGAUGAAAUGCGAAGAAGAGGGGGAAGCUGGAGUCGUUGAGGUCAAUUCAGCCGAAACAUCAGCUGAUGAAGGGAGUCAUGAUGAGGUCGGGAUCGAAAGACUUGAUGGUGGUCUUAGUAAAGGAGACGAUGUGGAUGAAGUAAGCGAAGUUAGCGUUCCAGAAGAGGCUAGUCGUUUUCUGAUAGAAGAAGGAGAUGGUUUGGUUGAGCGGAGGUUGGAUGAUUUGCUCCGAACCAAAGGAGAAGCACUUGAAAAUCCCGCGAGAGAAGCGCGCGGGGUUGAAGAACGCCAAUUUGUCGGGGGAGCAAAAGAGCUGCAGCUCGAUUUAGAGAAAGAAGGUAUAAAAGUCGAAAGAUCUGAUGCAAUUCCGGUUAGGGAGAACGAACCCGAAGAUCGUAACACCGAAAGGAGGCAUGAAAGUGCGGGUGACGUGAAGGAGCGAUCACUGCCUGACGAGGAAGAUGAUUGGGAGGGGAUCGACCCGACUGAGCUGCAGAGGGAUUUUCGCGAGGCGGCGGCUUAUGUUGGUAGCGAGGGCGGUGAGCUUGCAUUGCCGAACCUGAGCGGUGAUGAGCAAAUGCAACUGUAUGGGCUUCACAAGGUUGCUACAGAGGGGCCUUGCUAUGACCCGCGGCCAAUGGCUUUGAAAGUUUCUGCGAGGGCCAAGUGGCAUGCUUGGCAAAGACUGGGAAACAUGAAUCCUGAUGCAGCUAUGGAACGGUACAUGAGUCUUCUUUGUGAGAAAAUUCCUGGGUUUAUGAGGGAAAACCCCAAGGAAGAAGAGGUAAAGAAAGAAGAGAGCGGAGUGGUGAGGCCAGGAUUAUCUGGAGCUUGUACGCCUAACCUACUAUGUUCAAGUAUACACGGCCAACUGAGUCCUGAAACUGAAAGGAGGCAGGAAUGACCCAUCUUCUCUCAACAAGGAGAUCGAUUAGCCCUUCUAUAACGAACACACUGGUCAAGGUAUUAUUGUAUAGCCAUUUGCUUUUAGUCUCUGCUUAAUCGCAGUUCCUAUCUGGGAAUAAGGGCGCUAAAAAGGUUAUUCAAAAUCUUGCUUUGCGUAUUCAUGCGGGCUCUGGAAGAUUGAUCCUUAUCAACAGAAGUUGUGAGAGGGGACUUUAUGGUGUGAGUUUGUUUGAUUUAUUUAAUUUUUUUUUAAAUUGUGAAUGUAGAAGUUUUCAUUGAGGUUACCAAGAGGAUAUGUUCAUUUUUCAU